Molecule: messenger RNA, 8245 nt
Organism: Dromaius novaehollandiae (emu)
Lineage: Eukaryota; Metazoa; Chordata; Aves; Casuariiformes; Dromaiidae
Gene: MKI67
Product: marker of proliferation Ki-67
Exons: 16
Coding region: 260-7723 (2487 amino acids)
Biological process (GO): regulation of mitotic nuclear division; regulation of chromosome segregation
Cellular component (GO): nucleus; chromosome
Molecular function (GO): protein binding
Source: RefSeq, a predicted model, not a curated record
CCUACCAAUCACAGCCUGAGGCGCGUCUUUUCGAAAUUCGUGCUCAGCGUUUCGGGGUGCUUUUCUCCUUCCGCCAAGCCAGCGUGGUUGGAGGUUAAAAGAGUCCGGCCGCUGAGGGCCGCCUGCCUCAGGCAGCUGAGUGCUCCGCAUGCCGCCGGCCAUGGCCGCGGCCGGCAGGUGAGGGCGGCAGGCAGCGGCGGCCGUUUCGAGCUGCUCGGCCCGGCCCCGGCCCUGCGGGUGAGAUUCCUAACAUCCGAAGAUGCCGCUCUUUGGGAAAAUCAUUGUGAUUAAACGGAAUGGGACUGAUGGAAUUCAUUUUCCACUCACUGCAAAUUCUUGUUUAUUUGGAAGGAAGGCAGAAUGUGAUAUUCGCAUUCAGUUGCCUCAGGUCUCUAAAGAACAUUGCAAAAUUGAAGUAAAUGAAAACAAGGAGGCAAUACUGACUAACUUAAGUACAGUGAAUCCUACACAGCUGAAUGGCAGUUGUUUUCAGCAACCUGUACCUCUGAAGCAUGGAGAUGUGUUCACUAUUAUUGAUCGUUCUUUCAGAUUUGAAUAUCCUCCCCAAUCAACUCCAACAAAGAAGCGUUCUAGAUCUCCAAAAAAUGAAACACUGCAGGUUCUUCAUGUUCAGCAGGUGGCAGAAGUGGAAUCAUUACACAAACAAACUUCAGGAUCUAAAAGUCUUCAUGAUUCUGAUAAUAUUGAGUGUGAAGAACAAAAUACUGAUGAAAAUAAACAAAGUACAGAGGAAAGUAUCUCCAAAGCUUUACCCGUCAAGCUACUAACACCCAAAUCUUUAUACAGAAUCCAUCGAUCUAGUAAAAAGGAAAAUGAAAUGUCUCCUUUUAGUAAACUUUAUGAAACACUGAAACAUGAGAUUGAAGUGAAAAAAACUCUGCAAGAAGGAAAUGUAUCUCAACAAGCCAGAGAAGAAGAUGGCAAGAGUGUGUCACUAGAAUCCAGUGGUCAGACUUCAUCAGCAGGUUAUGCUUAUGGUCUUGGAAGCCUGACUAAAGAAACAGAUGGAAGUGAAACUACUGAAGAGUAUAAAGCGAAACAAGAAGUGAUCAAUUCAGAAUUUAAUGUGAUCGCAGCUGCAGGAAGUGCAACCAAGAGCAGCUUUCCCAGAAGUCCCCAAACUUCUGCUUCAAAUGAGACUUCAAAUGAGAUGUCAAGAGAUAUUGGUAAGAAAAUUCAUUUGCAGGAUCACAAGGAACAAAAUAUAUCAGGCAUAUCUGAAAGUAUUGAAAUUACGAGCAAACCAAAUAAAGACAAUGAUGGAAAUGCAGCAUGUUCACCUAAGCCAUGCUCUAUAGAAUGCUUGGGUUAUGCAGAUGAAACAAAAAUAUAUUCCUCUGCAAAAAAAAUAGAACGACCAGCACAAACAACUGCUGUAACAAAUGUAGCUAGCAGAACUAGUGUUUCUCAAAUAGAUGAAUGUGUUUUGUCUACACCAAGGUCCAAGAGAAAGAGUCUUUGGUCUCGUUCCAUGUUCUCUGCCAAAGAAACUGGUGGAAUGUGUUGUGUGAAUACUGAUAUUCCAACAACGCAACACGAUGUAUUGUCGGAACGUAAGACUUUUUCAGAAGUUUCAGCUGAACCUCGAAAGGAAGAUAUAGUGUGCAGAAAUGAUAGCCUCAAACAACUGCCUUUGGCAGAAAAUACAUGUUUAAAACAAAGGCGCAAUAGUAAACAAUGUACACCAGGAAAAUCCGUAAAAGAAGAAGUGCUGAAAGAAGUUUGUGAUCAGACAAACUUUGUUAACUCAAAAGAGAGAGAUUCUGAAACUUCUGCCUCUUUGUCUAAUUCAGAGAGUCCCAGAAGAAACAUCAGGCGGAGUAAAGAACUAUUAAACAAAAGUGUGUAUUCAGAGGCACGGCGUUCAGAAGAAUUAACACCAGAAGUUGCAUCUCCUGCUAGUCAAAAAUCUAGCCCUGGAAGAAAAAGGGGUAGACCAAGGAGCUCUGGACUGCUAACUAAAAAAGCACUAGAGCCAGAUGCAGUUCAAGAUCAUCAUGAUAAGUCUGUAGAUAGAAAAGACAGUGGAACUAAAGAGGAGCUGGCCACAAAUGCUGAUCAACAGAAACUAGAUUUGGAAGAUGCCAGUGUUCUCAGGCCUCGUAAAUUGUCAUCAAAAAGGUCUGGAAGUGCUGCCAUACUGAAAGAAGAUGAGGUUGUCUCAGAAAUGAGUAUUUCUAGCCUGUUGGCUGAAGAAGAGGAAUCAGGUAAAGCAAGAAGAAUAUCUCAGAAGGGGAAAAGCGGUGAUUCGUUACUUCCACCUUUAGGAAAAAGAAAGAGGGUGUCUUUUGGUGGUCAUCUAAGCCCAGAACUUUUUGAUAAAAGUUUACCUCCCAAUUCGCCCCUUAAAAGAGGUGCCAUUCCUGCAAGACUGAGCUUACCAUUUGGAAACUCGCCACGUGCUGUUCUGAAGAAGGCUCAGGGACUGAAGCGUUUUUCAGUCCAGGAACUUCCUGAACAUUUGCCAAAAGAAAAAGUGUCACCAAAAAAUUUGCUGACCCGGAGGUUCCCAGCUGCCUCAUCCCCUGUUUCUGGAAAAGCAACGCCUAAAUUUACCUUAAGCUCUCCGGCACCUUACACUAAGGGCCGUUUCUCUGUUUCUUAUGUCACGACGCCAUCACCAGUUGCAGAGGAGCAGGAUGCUGUUGCAAAAGAUGCCAAUACCCAGGAGAAAAAUGGUGCUCAAGUAAAAACACCCAAUUCUUCUCACGUUAAUGAAGAUGAUAAAACUUUAACAGCUACAACUAACAAAUUAACAAGAAGUGCACAGCUUACUUUGAAGAACACUCCCAUGAAGAGGAGAAGUGGGGCUGUAGCAGUUAUUAAUGCAAAAAGAAGAAGUGGUGCCUCCAGUGCCAAUUUGCUAGUUGCAAAAUCUUGGGCAGAAGUGGUAAAGUUAGGUGUUGCAAGACCACAAGCAAAAGCCAUUAAGAAGUCUGUCCUAAAAGGAAGAUCAGCAAAGAAGAUAACACGAUCACCAAAGACUCCAGAAAGAAAAGUAAAAGGUCAUUUUAGUACAGGUCAUGCAGAGUCUCCUGCUACCAUAGUUGUAGGCAGAGCUUAUACCACAACAGUCAGAAUGGCUGGACAGGUCCCUAAAGUGGUAAAAAAUCCUAUCUUGAAACAAAACAUGGAUAUGGAUGAAAGUUUCACAGGAAUCACUGAGAUGUUUCAGACUCCGGAAGAUAAAAGUGGAAAAAGACUACCUUUGUCUGCUGUUCAGAAGACUGCUUUUACACCAGCAUGUACUCCAGUGGAAGUUUCAGAGUUGCACACACCUGAAGAAUCUGGAGAGAUGAUAGUGUCACCCUUAAAUAGUUCAGAUGCUUCAGAACAGAAACAAUAUAGUCAAGACAUCUGUCAUUUUCUGAGAGACGAAGAGUGUCUGAAGUCUAUGGUUGAUGCAAUUUCCACAAAUACUCCUGAAAAAAAAGAAGCUAUGCUGGAAGAAAAUGUUGGCCUGGACAGUUUGCUAAUAAAUCCGGAAAAACGUACAUCUCGGGUGAAAUUAGGAAUUAAAAGCAGGACUCCAAAACAGAAGCUGGAGCCAGUGGAGGCCCUCUCAGGCAUCAAGCAGCUCAUGAGAACACCAAAGCAGAAACCAGAGCCAGUGGAGGCCCUCUCAGGCAUCAAGCAGCUUCUCAGGACCCCAAAGAAGAAGCCGGAGCCAGUGGAGGCCCUCUCAGGUGUCAAGCAGCUCAUGAGGACCCCAAAGCAGAAACCGGAGCCAGUGGAGGCCCUCUCAGGCAUCAAGCAGCUCAUGAGAACACCAAAGCAGAAGCCGGAGCCAGUGGAGGCCCUCUCAGGUGUCAAGCAGCUCAUGAGGACCCCAAAGCAGAAGCCGGAGCCAGUGGAGGCCCUCUCAGGCGUCAAGCAGCUUCUCAGGACGCCAAAGCAGAAACCAGAGCCAGUGGAGGCCCUCUCAGGUGUCAAGCAGCUCAUGAGGACUCCAAAGCAGAAGCUGGAGCCAGUGGAGGCCCUUUCAGGCAUCAAGGAGCUCAUGAGGACCCCAGAGCAGAAGCUGGAGCCUAUUACAAAUGAAACUGCCAUUAAAAGAUUGCUGAAGACUCCAGUGGAAGCAGUUAAAGAUAUGGCGGGUGUUAAAUUAAUUAAGAAAACUCCGAAACUGAAAUAUCAACCAGUAGAAGAUAUGAUUGGGGUUAGCCGUAUUUUCAAGACACCAAAGGAAAAAGUUGAACCAGUAGAAGAUAUGUUUGGAAUUAGUAGAUUAGUGAGGACUCCAAGAGAGAAAUAUCAUCCAGUUGAAGAUUUUGUGGGUCUGGAAAAGCUUAUGGCAGAACCCAGGCAAAAAUGUUCAGAUUUUGAAGUGGAAUAUGUUGGAGUUAAGGAGAUGUUUGAUAUACCAGAGGAAAUCAAGGCCAGAUCAAUAAAUAUUACGGAUCUUGAGCAAGAAGAUACUAUACCUCCUUGUACUAAUUCCAGUCAUGAAUAUGAAGACAAAGGAAAUGUUUCAGAAGGUGAAGAUUCUCAACAGACAAUAUCACCCAGCAAAGACCAGUCUACCAAGAGGCAAACAAGGGGCAGAUCAAGGAAGACAGCGCAUCCUAUGUCAGUAAAACAGCGUGAAAAGAAUCUAGAGGAAGAUGUAAAUUUAAAAGAAUUGCAAGCUCUGGAAAAAAAGAGCACUCGAGAGGGGCGUGGAGUGGUUAGUCCUUCAACUUCGGUAGCUAAAAAUCUGGGAAGAGAAAAGAGCACAAAUCGUUACAUGCAAGAAGAAAUUGUUUCAAAGCACACUGAUCAUGAAAAAGCUGAAAUUGUGUCAUUUAUGGAAUUACGUGGAGCUGCUCAAAGACCAAGAAGAGGUAAAAAGAAUGAACCAAAGGAGUUAAAACAUCAAAGUGAGAGUCUUGAGUGUUGUGAAAAAGAUCCUUCAGUGCCAGAAAAAGAACCUGCAAAUAUAAAACAGACUUUGCAGGAGUAUAUCAUCAAUGAUAUAUUAAUAACUGAAUAUGGUCAAAACGUAAAGACAGAAAGUAUGUCUAGUAGCAUUCAAAAUGCAGAUUGCCAACUUCUGCAAACAGAGUUCAAAAUAACUGAAAACAAAUCUAAUGAACGUAGUAUAGAAAACAAUGAAGAAAUGCUUCUGUCACCUAAAAAAACAUCUAGAGGAGAGAAAAGAGUAGAAACCACAGAACCAGUAAUUCCACCUAAAAGAGUAAAAAGAGGAAGAAAUGACCAAGUCAGACAAUCACCUUCAGAGGAGCUUCAUGGGGCAGUGAAGAAGCUCCGUAAGGACCCUUCAACAAAGAUGACACAAGGAGAUGAACAGUCUUUUAACAAAGAUAUCAUUGAGACUACCCCAACAGAAAAAUCUGAAAUCAGAAAUAAACAUGAUAUAAAGGUGGUAGAAAAAAGAGGAAAAUUUUUAAGAAAUGCUAGAAAGCAUUUGACUGAAAUAAAACCAGAAAUUUGCAGGAUGGCACCUGAAAAUAUGCAAAAUGUUCAAGAAAGCAAGGAAACUUCAGCAGAAACUGUUAUUGAAACACAAUCACACAUGAAAAAUGAGAGGAAAGUAUGUCAGGGAGAUGAAGCUGAAAAUGCACAGGGAAGUGCAACAGAGGCAUCUCAAAGAUUAAAGUUGGAGUCACCUUUUGGAGAGACGAACAAAGCACCCACUACUGUUCUGUACUUGGAAACAAACAGAAGCGCAAUACAAGAAACAAGCAGAACUAGAAACAGGAGAGUCAAAAAGGACACUCUGGAGAAAAAGGCUGAUGAAUUUGUCAAAGAUGUAAAUAGCCUGAAAGUAACUGUGCCCAAACUUAAGUCAGAAACAGAAUUGGAGGGAUCUUCUGUCAGGAAUUCUUCAGGCUCUCCCUGUGUCAAGGACAUGAACGACGCAGCUGCAACAGCAAUACCUGCUGCAGACAGUGACAGUGCUGCUCGUAGCUGUCAAAAGCAGACAAAAAAUGAACAGGAAGUACUUAAACCUCAACAAAUUGAAAUCCUGCAAGAGAGCCAAACACAAAGAAAUGAGACUACUUUUAGAAGAGGCAGAGGGAAAAAAGUUAAUUUUGAACUUGAAGCUAAUUCCAAAGCACUUAGAGGAAAGCAUUUACCUGGAGAUGAUAAAGGAAUAACGUAUAAAGAUGGUCAACAUGGCACUUCAGAAAAUGCUUCCUCACAAGUAAGGAGGAGCAGCAGAAGAAAGCAAGUUGACUCCAUUCCACCAACAGCUUGUUCUACCUUUACUAAAAAACAAACAUUAAUUGAAGAUCAUAGUAAAGAUGAGACUUUUGUAAAAGAUCAAGAUCCAUCUUUGGAAGCUACUCUCUCCUCAACAGAAGAGAAUCCACUGAGAUGGGGCAAAAGAGGAGAGGUUGCUGUAGCAUCACAAACCACUAGUUCUCUUUCUGUCAGAAAAAAAUGUGGGUUGCCAGAAGGUGAUGAUAAAAAGAUGACUGUGAAAGAAGAUCAAAAUACGGCUUUGGGAAAUAAAACUUCCCAGGCAAAAUCAAAUGCAGCAGCAAGGGACAAAAGAAAAAAGAUCGAUCCAGCAGCAGAGGCAAAAAGUUCAUCUUCUCUCCAGAGAAAAUGUGGCUUGUCAGAAACCGAUGAUAAAGAGGAGAGCUCUAAUCAAGAACAAAAUACGCCUUUGGAAACCACGUCCCCUGCAAAAGAAAAACCAUUAGGAAGGGGCAGAAGGAAAGGAGCUGCUUUGAUGUCACAUACAACUAAUUACAUUUCUCUUAGAGGAAGAUGUGGUGUGCCAGCAGAUAAUGGCAGAGAAGAGACUCUUAAAGAAGAUCAAAGUCUGCCUUUAGAAACUGUCGCUUCAUCUGUAAAAGAAACUCAGCUGAAGAAAGGCAGAAGGAAAGAAGUUGCCAUCUUGUUAGAAGCAACAAGUUCUACUUCUAUUCAGGGAAAACAAACUGCAUCAAAAAGAAGCAGUAGAAAGAAUGCUUUUGGGGAAGCUGAAAAUUUUGUUUUGGAAAACUCUGCUUCCCAAGAAAAAAUGGGUCUUUCAAAAGGGAACUCAAGGCAAAAAGCAAAUAUCACUUCACUAGCUGUUAGUUCCACUUCACCGCAAGGUAAAAUCGGUUUGCCAGAUAGUGGUAAGAAUGAAGCUCCUAAAGAAGAACAGAGCUUACCUUUGGAAAUAGUGCCAUCUGCCAAUCUAUCAAGAGCGAGCAGAAAGAAAACUGUUUCUUUCAAAUCUGAAGAAGCUGGUUCCACUUUUCUCAGGGAAAAACGUGGUUUGCCCAAAGACAUAGGUCAAAAGGAUAAUCUUGAUGAAAAUGCAUCCCAGGAAAAAACACGGCUAUUGAGGAAUAAAAGAAAAAAGGUAGAAGUUGUAUCAGAGGCAGCUACUUCUACUGCUCUCCAUGAUAAUGGCAACUUGCCAGAAAAUGGUAACACCUCAAAAACUCGAAAUAAGUGUUUGAAAUCCACCGAUCCUGAAAAAAGUAAUCCCUCUAGAAAAGGAAAAGAGGUUAACCUUAUACAGCAGACAAGUUCCACUUCUCGCAGAAGAAAAUGUCAGUUGUCAGAAGAUGACUUAGCAUCCAAAAAAUUAAAAUUGGAGAAUGAUGAAAAUAGAUCUCUACAGAAAGGAAAAAGAAACAAAACUAAAGAAGAACUUGACAAAGGGGAUAGAGGAACCCAGCAGUCAGCUGGAGGAACGGACAGGAAAACAAGAUCAAGCACAAGAACAAGUACAAGAACGAGACAAUACUAUUAACAGUUGCAGAACCAGUUUUUAAAUCAAUGCAGUAACUGAAACUUCGGUUUUUUAAUGUGAAUUGGUUUGCACUCAGAUUUUAAACUCAUAUUUGUAAAGUGAUCAAGGAAUUUUGAUAUUAAAGAAAUAUAUAUUUUUAACAGAUAUAGCUUAAAUAUCUGUUUAAAUCGAUCUGCCUGUAUGUAUAGUGCUUUCUAAAUAAUGGGAAGCUUGUGCAAAACUGCAAACAUAAAAAUAAAUCAUUUUGUAACUGUAUCUAUCCCUUCUUUCUGUUGAUCAGUGCAGCAGCUAGGAAUUCUUAUUACUUUACCAGCUUAUUUGUAAGUUCUUUUCUGCUAAAAUUUUCCUAUGCUUAAGUCUUAUUUUUCAUUGAUGUUCUGUAAAUACUCUUUAAAAAAAAACCCUAUAGGUGUAUUAGCAGAACUAUGUUGAAAUUGUGAUAUUUUUUUAAAAAAAAAAAUCUGAAUUCAUUGUACUGCAAAAUUACAGUUUUGAAAGUCAUUAAAUUUGAAAACAUUUUGA